Triticum dicoccoides is the source of this 1076-nucleotide messenger RNA. Its product is annotated as NAC domain-containing protein 73-like. Gene Ontology annotation, cellular component: nucleus. The transcript is spliced from 3 exons. Gene Ontology annotation, biological process: regulation of DNA-templated transcription. Lineage: Eukaryota; Viridiplantae; Streptophyta; Magnoliopsida; Poales; Poaceae. The record is from RefSeq and is a predicted model, not a curated record. The coding region runs from base 209 to 853 and encodes 214 amino acids. Gene Ontology annotation, molecular function: DNA-binding transcription factor activity; transcription cis-regulatory region binding.
CACCCAUUCGCAUUAACUGCUGCUGCACAGUUCAUCAUGCUGGUACAAAUGCCGGUACGAGCCAUAUCGCUGUUCUCAGUCAGUACUCGGUAGAGACAGAUCGGCAAGUAAGAGACACCAGAGGCUUCCCUUGCAAGCGCUUCGCUGAACCUCCUCUAGUCCUCUUCCUCCCAGAACUGCCGCAUUAGGUUUCGAUCCACUGGUCGCGAUGGUCGUUGAUCCAGUUCUCAAGGGAUUUGACCUCAACAUCGCGGCAGUAGAUGAGUCAAGCCCUUUGGAAGGAAUCGGCCUUGGCCUGUAUGCGACUGAGUUCAUCCACAAGUACCUCAGAUUCAAUCCCACGGACCAGGAGCUGAUGGAGUGGCUCGAGGCCAAGGUGAGGGAUGGAGGCGCGAGAUCUGACCCUCUGAUUGAUAAAUUCAUACCCACCAUAGAGGUCGAGUACGGCUACCCCCAUCCUCAGCAACUUCCAGGUGUGACGAUGGACGGCACGAUCAAGCAUUUUUUCUGCCGUCCGAGGGCGUUCGAGAGUGGACGGAGGAAACAUCGGAAGAUAAAGGCGGAGCGCAACGAUCGUACCGCAUGGCACAAGACCGGCAAAAGCAUGGCAUUGAAGGCCAACGGCCGGCUGACGGGCUGGAAGAACAUCCUGGUGCUCUACACCAACAGCAGGAAGACCAACUGGGUGAUGCACGAGUAUCGCCUCAGCGACGUCGAGGACGAGGAAGACGGGGAGCUGGUCAUGUGCAAAAUCUUCUACCAGACGGGGGAGCCCAAGAGAAGAAGUGUGUUGAGGACCCAAGAGAACAAGUGCCCCAUGUGUGGGUGUGGGUGUGGUGGCAUGGACGUUUAGCCGUCCCAAAAGAACCCCCCAAAAAACUAAAACUUACCGUCUAAAAGAAACUUGUCGCACUUGAACUAAAAGUUGCCAUCCCUGCCAUAGUUAUGGGCCCGUCUUUUGGUAGCACGAAAGAACGCGGAUCUUCUCGACAACUUGUGUCCACGAUGUUGUGCUUGUAGUUCUUAAAACCUUGCAGCUCUUCUCUCGUAAUGACAUGACUACCAUUUUGUCAGAA